Messenger RNA from Physcomitrium patens, 3291 nucleotides. NCBI's taxonomy places the organism in Eukaryota, Viridiplantae, Streptophyta, Bryopsida, Funariales, Funariaceae. The record is from RefSeq and is a predicted model, not a curated record.
UAUGAAUACUGCACCAUUCAAACGGAUUCGAAUCUGUGUAUAUUCAUUAUUGGUCUCGUUUCCUCGAUCAAAAGUGUGAUUAAGGAGACAUGAUGGUGGAAUACAAAGCCGUGACCAGUAGGAAUGUUCCUAUCAAUUAAGGCACCAAAAUCGUUCGGCAUACUUAAAAAACUUACAUACAUUCAAUAAAGAUUGGACUACAAGCGACGAGUUAUUUCUCUACUAGCAGAAGUCCAUGAAAGGUGUCUAUCACUGUGUUUGCUCAUAGUUGAUAGUGUGGGCAUCGAAGGAUGUUAUGCGCAGCCCAUACCCAAACCGGCCAUGAAGAUGCGAUGCUAAUUGAUUAUACGGUAUUUUAAACUUGAAGCCAGCAUCGCAGAAGACGGGAGUAGCGGCACCCAGCUCGAGAGACUGAGAGGCGUAGUGUGGAAAACUAGGUGCAUGAUUGGGAAGACUUCACCGUCAUCCAUCACAAGACUAACACGAGUGAAGCCCCCAGUGAAAGCAAUCAGCCGUUGUGACUUGAGGACCCUGAUUUGCUUUUGACACCGCCUCUUUCAACGCUGUAGCUGUGUGAUGCUCGAUGCCUCCAGUUUCUACGACCACGUUUCGCAGCGAAUGCAGAGCACGGCUGGAUGUACCUCUCAUGGGAGAACCACUGAGGUGUAAGUGAAGGGGGCGGCGUGGUGAGGAAGCCAUGGGGUGGCGAUGGCGGACGAUGGGAGUAGGAUUGUGGACGAUGGAGGUGAUGAUGACGGCGAUGGUGGUGAGUUGGGGAUUGGGAGUGGAGGGGUUUGAUCCCCUGGAGAGCAAGAGGGUGAUAGGAUUGCGAGAGGUGCGGUUGGGGACAGGCUCCGUGCUGCAGGCGCUGCUAGAUUCACAGUACUCAGAGAUGGUGCUGUACUUGGACAAGGCAGAUAUGUUGGAGGAGCUGGAGCGGGAGGUUCUGCGGCGAGGCGCAAUCACGGUGUUUGCGCCGAAGAACAGCUACUUGGAACAGCAGGUGGACGCGGACUUGUGGAGGUUUUUGAUGCGGCCUGGGCACGAAGCGUAUCUGCGGACGUUGUUGAAGCACCAUGUGAUUCCUGGGCGAGUUGAAGGCGCAGAUUUUCAGAACAGGACGGUGGAGACGCUGGCGAGCGGGAAUGUCGUGGGGUUGAGGAGUCAUGGCCUGAAACGGUACGUGGAAUCUGCGCGUGUGUUCUCGCCGAACUCGAUUGUGCGCAAAGACGGCAUUGUGCACGGGCUGGAUGGGUUCAUGAUCCCCCCCUGGAGUUGCAUUGGCGUUCCAAGAGUUGAAGCGUGAUGACAGUCAGACGAGAAGCCUCGUGGCUCCCCUGUUUCAAGGAAGGUCUCCAGGAAAUCUCGCUCAGGAACCAAGAGCGCUUCCACGACGCGCUACAUGUUGGAGAAAAAUGCACCCGUUGUGCCAGACGCUCUGCUUCGCGCUGUGAUGCCCCCCACGACCAGCGUUACUGCCCCCUCCUUGGGUCCAUCCCUAGGCCCGUCCAUUGCGCCCGCUCCCGGUCCCGGCAUUGCGGGGUUUACCUGGGAUGACGACGAGGAGACGCUGCAGUUUGUGAUGGCGCUUACAAACUACGGAGGAUACAACGACAUGGCGGAGCUACUGGUGAACGCCACCACACUUGGGAUCGAGAUAGGCAAGCUAGCGCGCAUGGGAUACAAGAUCACUAUCCUCGCUCCCAACGACCAGGCGAUGCAGCAGCUCACAAUCGAGCAGCUGGACAUGCCCAUGGAGCCGCUGCUGUACUACCACUUCCUGUCGGAAUACCAAACCGACGAGAGCAUGUACAACGCCGUGAAGCGCUUGGGCAAGCAGUCCUACAGCACUCUUCGGCACCCGCACAAGGUGAUCGCGUCGGAGUCCGAUGGAACGGUGAAAUUCGGUGACGGAGACGGCGCGGCGCAUAUAUGCGAUCACGAUAUCUACGUCGAAGGUCACAUCUCGGUUCAAGGAAUUAAUAGGGUGCUCAGUCCUCCACCUUAAGGGAGGCAAUACCGAAUCUUCGUGACUGCAGAGCAACGGCGUUUUUUUUCUUUUUUUAGAGCAUCCUCCAGAAAAUCUUCUCGAGACAGAUAAUUACGUCCCUGCAUACGAUCAAUCAUCCACUCUACAUUCGAGGCGCAACUUCAAAAUCUAGCAGCGUGCCACAGCCGUGUACAACGUCCAUCCGCGUGAUCCAGACGACCAAACAUGCUGGAGCACCAGUCAAUCAAGACACCAAUCCAGCCCUACGCGAGAUUUAUAUCACUUGCUAUUCGGAAUAUCACCCACCCACCCACCCACUCACUUCUGCAAUAAAGACGAAACCAUCGCUAGCUCCAGCACCCCCGCACAGACACAUACCGGCAGCAGCGCAUAAAAACCAGGUCCUCCACCGACAAAGAAAACCACGGGUAGAGGCUCAGCGAGUGUUUCAUAUCCCAGGGUCUGCUGCGGAAGAAUAAAGCUCCUUUGGUACAGUGUGUGUGUGUGUGAUGUUGCGAAUUGCUUUAUUGUUCACCUUAUCUCGGUUACAGUGCUUCCCAUCUGUAGCGGUGGAAGCUUGCUAAGGUACAGGAAUUCCCCUGUUGUUUUUAUUUUUGUGUUUUUUGUUUCUUUCUCUUUUUUCUGUGAGAUCCCAGCAUGAGCCCCCAUGUCAAGUCUGCCUUGUAGAAGCUUUGAAUGUGAUGGUGUUUAAAUAGUAACUGGUGCAAGUUUUGAAGCAUUCUCUGCCUAUCUAUCAAUCUAUCUAUGUAGAUAUGUAAAUGUCUGAGUUUUGUUGUGCAUGGCGCUGAAGCACGACUGGGAGUUUCUCAUUUUUGCUUUGCACUGGGAGUUUGUGUAUUUCUUUUGCCAUCCUUGUUAUGGGUUCUUCUUCUUCUUCUUCUGCAUCUCCUUUUUCUUCUUCCUCUCUUGCUUUUUUCAAUGCUUUUAUAAAAUAAGUAUUCACAUAGAUUAUACUGUGAAACAUACCUAUGUGUUCUUGUUUUUUUACUCUUGAUGUUCCAUGUGUAGCCUUGUUCCUGGUCACCCACACACCAACUUAGAAGGGCCUGAAAUAUUCAUCGCUGUUAAAAUAAUAAUAAUAAUAAUAAUAAUAUUGGUAUAAAUCAUCGUGUCGGUAAGUUUCAUUGUUGCAAACCUUGAAGAAGAGCUUGGAGAAUACAUGGAUGGAUACAUGAAUGCAGUAAAUAAGUGGCAGCAUAAAUGCUGUAAUUGUGAAUGGGCAUGUGCCCAUGAGCUUUGAUUCAAGUUUGCAUGUUGGAAUAAAUGCAAUAAUUAUACCA